ACGACAAAUGUGAAAAAGAAUUUCCGCUUUUGCUUUUGUGAAUUUGGCCAAAAAAUCAGAAUCAGAAAAUCUUGAACCAGAAUGAGAAUUGGACGUGUGCGUGCGCGCCCUGGUUCCAUCUUCUCAUAUUUGUGUGUGUGUGAGAAAAUUAAAUUAUUUAUAAUGACUUUGGUAACGAAUGCAAAGGAAGAUAAUUGUUGAAAGAGUUGUAAACAUAAACAAUUUCGAAAGGCGCCGAAUAUUGUGAAAAUCUAUAAUCGGUGUAAUCUAGUGAUUCGAUUAAAUAAUUUUGAAUAGGUAUUAAAAAGUGAAAAAAUUGUCAAUUAUGCCGCAGCGCAAACGAUUGAUGUGGAAAUUUCGCAGUGAAGACGCGUAUUCGAGAUUUUCCUGAAUUUCGUUUCAUGUAUCUGAGUAUACACACAUACCUGCAUACAUAUGUAUGUAUGCACUCGCAAUGGAAAAUUCAAUAAAUAGCACCAAAGUGUGGAAAACUAAUAUAGUGAAAAAACUCAAUUAGGGUAAUGUGAAUUUCGACAAUUCCAUAUUUUCGGAUUAAAUACCUACCAAGUGAAAAUUGCACAAGCUUAGCAAAGCACGCUACCUCCGGCCGGAUUGGCAGAACUUCCAGCAACGCGUUCGGGCAAUAAUUGCGAAACGCAUCUUUAAAUACAUAUUUAUUUAUUUUGCAAAUGAACAAGUCAAAAAAUCCACAACAUUAAACAUAUCCAUCCGUUUGCAAUUCUAAUUAAAUUUAAGUCGCAAGACAUGUAAUACAAAAAUUGCAUAUAAGUAUUGGCAAAAUUGUUAGCAGCAAUACUACAACAUAAAUACAUAUGUUUCUAUAUAUGUAAAUCAACACUACGACUAUCAAUCUUCCACUGUUACUACAAACCAAAUUAAAUUUGGACGCAUCAUUCAAUAGCAUAAGUAAAACUAUUACUUAUAGAAAUCUAUAUCGGCGUCGACUUAAGCAUCUGUAAAAGCAUUUAACUCAGUCAACAUGGAUUGGGUCAUUCAUGAUGAACUCGGUAUUACUGUCGGUCAUGUGGCUAGUGGAGCAGCAGCUUCCGCUAUGGUCAUCGGCGGUGUUAUACCUUAUGUACCGCAAUAUUUGGAGAUCAAGAAAACACAAGAUGCAGAUGGAUUUUCGCUUCACGUUUGUCUUGCUUUGUUGAUUGCGAAUUCUCUAAGAAUUUUCUUCUGGUUUUCCAAGCAAUAUGAGCUUCCGCUUCUUGUUCAAAGCGUUGUGAUGAACAUUACCAUGUUUCUUAUGAUACAUUUAUGCGUUAAAGUGAAACGUAUGAAUGCGUCAAAUAGAGAGCACACAUUUUCGGCUGAUGAUCUACGUCUACCAAAAGUAACGAUCGACACGGAUACUGCUGGUUCAGUGUCCACAGAUGUUGGCGCUUUGAAACGUGCACGCUCCAGGCACUAUUUAAACGGUAAGGGCAAGACCUCAAAGCUGUUAAAGCUGUGCUACAAAAAAGAAUGAAAUAGGAAUACCUGGGAAGUUGGUCUAGCAAGAAUCGAAGUAUGAAAUUUGCCAAGCAACCACAAAAUCUUGGCUUAUCGUUAAAAGCCGGUUUUCAGUACUUUUGCGCACUUACAUAUAAGCCUAUAACUUAGUUGAUUAUCCACCAGU
Rhagoletis pomonella (apple maggot) is the source of this 1642-nucleotide messenger RNA. RefSeq names its product solute carrier family 66 member 2-like. Gene Ontology annotation, cellular component: endosome; trans-Golgi network. The record is from RefSeq and is a predicted model, not a curated record. NCBI's taxonomy places the organism in Eukaryota, Metazoa, Arthropoda, Insecta, Diptera, Tephritidae. The transcript is spliced from 4 exons. Gene Ontology annotation, biological process: retrograde transport, endosome to Golgi; phospholipid translocation. The coding region runs from base 1001 to 1492 and encodes 163 amino acids.